UGCUGUCGCCGAUACUGUCGGUCCGCGAUUGCGUGGAUUGCAACAACGCGGAGCGAGGCUUGUGCUGCCAAGCCUUGCCACUCGAUAGACUGCGUGUCCGUAUACGUCUAAGCAAGAUAUGCACGGGAAUAGGACGAGGUGACGGGGAUCGUACCGCUAAGCGUGGCUUCUUGCGUGAAGCUGCUCAUUCUCGACCAUGGCCUUGGACUUUUCAAACUGUUCCUGACGUGCAAUGCGCUUCCACACGUUCAGGUUGAAGCGUGACGCGGCGUUAUCUUGUGCGGUCAGUAGCUGCACUUUCAAAUCGUCGACCUGCUUGCCGAAGAAGCUUGAUCUGAUGUUGGCUGUCGAAUGCAAGAGGGGUUUGUCAUGACCGUCUUGCGUUUUGACGAGCUCGCGGGACUUGGGAUGGUGGACGAGGAUGCCGCAGUGGACGAGCUCCCUGGGUGUAGCAGGGAUGGGGCGGACGAAGCGUUGGCGCCGCCUGCUGGUUCGGACAACAAAUCGCACACGUAUGAGAACUCCAUGUGGAGCGCAUCGUUAUGUACGAACAAAAAGCUCAAGUCCUCGUAUACAUCCCAUGGUGCAGUGUCGUCUCCGCGGUCGUCGUCGUCGUCCAUAUUGUUCGAUGUUCCAGCUAGUUUCAAAAUGUCGAUGGUAAUCAAAUAAUCAAACAUGCAUUCAGGGAACAUAUCAACCCAAA
Molecule: messenger RNA, 703 nt
Organism: Aphanomyces astaci
Lineage: Eukaryota; Oomycota; Saprolegniomycetes; Saprolegniales; Verrucalvaceae
Exons: 1
Coding region: 352-669 (105 amino acids)
Source: RefSeq, a predicted model, not a curated record